ACUCUGAAAGUACAAAGUAAAAUAAUCUGACAAUAGAAAUUUUUAAAAUUUUAUUAAAGUAAUUUAGUGCGAUUAUGACCAACUUGAUAUGCGUUUCCUUAGCUGGAUUACUCCACGUGAUCCAAUUCCUGGCGUUUUAUUCCAGAAGUGCCAAUACUCCGGCACCGAAACUACCCUCGCUAUUUGUGGGUCUUGCUGCGAUGGAUAUUAUAUGGAACAAUUGCUUCGUUCCCCGGGCACUUCAAAAUAGGACGGCAGUGAUCAGGUGGAUAUACGAAUUGAUAGUGUCAUACUUGCUUUUGGAGUUUGUGCAGAUGUUUUGGAAGCCAGUGGAUAAUAUAUGUGUCGUCCUGAUGAGACUCAUAAUACUCGGCACUGGCAUCGUCUCGGAGACCAACUAUGAAAACUACGAAAGCUACUGGGUGGGCUUUCUUACCGUGCCGUUGUCCCUUCUGAUCCUAGCAAUAGCCAGCCAAGCCACUGACCUUUUUCCCGUGUUACGCGGUUACAAAAUGCAAAAUGUGGUGAUAGUUCAGCUGCAGUGGAAGGGGGCCUUGAGGUACAUCAAUCGCAAUCCGACAAAGAGGCUGCGCCGCAUCGUUCCGAUUCUGAGAGAGCACAGGGAUCAGGCACGCCGACAGCGUCAGCAAUAAAGUGAAACUUGUGAUAAUUGGAUUUGUUUAUUUUAUGCAAGAAAUAAAAAG
Messenger RNA from Drosophila melanogaster (fruit fly), 704 nucleotides. RefSeq lists its product as uncharacterized. Lineage: Eukaryota; Metazoa; Arthropoda; Insecta; Diptera; Drosophilidae. Bases 75 to 653 code for a protein of 192 amino acids. The transcript has a single exon. The record is from RefSeq and is marked reviewed.